Linum tenue is the source of this 3134-nucleotide messenger RNA. The record is from the annotation of a GenBank genome assembly. Lineage: Eukaryota; Viridiplantae; Streptophyta; Magnoliopsida; Malpighiales; Linaceae.
CCUGGUUUUCUUGCUGUGCUGUCUCUGUUCCUCUCAAUCCAACCUACCAUGUCAGCCCCAUCCACCCGCCGUCUCAGAGACCGAGACGGCGCUGCUGCACCCAAAUCCGCCGCCUCUCAGAAAUCCGUCAAAACCCUCACUCCGGUUUCCUCCACGGACAAGAACCCCAGUCCCACCAUCAAGAUUUCAUCCUCCGGCCCCAGGCUCGGAUCCAGGGCUCAGCGCCCGGCGAUCCGCCCUGUUCCCCGCGUCGAUAAGGCGGCCGUCUCAGCCGCCGCCGCCGCGGAGUCCGCAAAGGGUGCUGAUGUAAGCGAAGGUCGACCUCGGUGGUCAGCGUCGUCAGUACCAAGAGGUAGGAGUCAGAGUCCUUCCGAUUUCAUUAGGGUCUUGAGAGAUUCUAGGGUUCCGAAAGGGGAAUCGGAUCGUCGGGCUCUGUCGAGCGCAGGCAAGAAGAGUGGGAGUAGGUUUAUAAGAGAUGAUAAGGAGAACGGUGUAUUUAGUGCUGAAGUGGCGAAAACGAGACCAACGUGGGAGGCUGAAAGUAAUUCGAGUCGUCUCAAGAGUUUGAAUUCCAAUCGUACCGCGGAGAAUGUUGUGGGCAUGGGUCAGAUUAAGAGAAGCGAAGGAAGUGUCGUCGAUAGGUUGAAUUCCGUUAUAAAAGCUACUGAAAGUCUUAAACUUGAUAAGUUGGGUAGACAAAAAACUGAUUCUGAUUCCAAAUUCGACUUCGUAAGGGGAGGAUCUGGUCAUAAAUCUGCCGGUAAAGUUAGGGUUUCGGAGAGCCGGAAAGAGAAGGGUCUGGUUGAUGAGGGAACAGGAAAUAGGGGAAGUGAUGGCUACUCAAGCAGGCUGCACGAGAAGCUUGCUUUCUUGGAAGGGAAAGUGAAGAGAAUUGCUUCAGACAUCAAGAGGACGAAGGAGAUGUUGGAUAUGAACAACCCUGAUGCAUCAAAGGUUGUACUUUCAGAUAUUCAAGAGAAGAUUUGUGGGAUAGAGCAAGCGAUGGUCCAUGUUGUUGGUGAUCCCUCCAAGGCGGAUGUGAAAGAUCAAGUAGAGAACAACGAGGCUAAGCCUUCGGUUAAAGUAUUGAACAAUGAGGACCUUGAAGCAAGGCUUUUCCCUCAUCAGAAGUUGCUGAGAGAUAGGACAUCCUUGAAAGUCUCAUCUGGGGCUUCCCAAAAAAUUCAGGAUGUAGGCUCCAUUGCUGUUGAAUCUACUGGUAGGGUGAAGGCAGAUGAAAAACUGUUGGUCCCUGCUGAGGAGAGUCCAAUAGAGUCUGAGUUCUUAGCUUCACUAAGUAAAAAAGAGAAUAAGUCAGGUGAAAGAAGUGCAUAUCCAGGACCUGAGGCUUGCGAUGUUCAGGACGCUGAUAGUGUUGAAGCCUCUCAAGGGUCACAAGACUCUUCGAAGAUGUUUGAGGGAAAAGCUGAAGAUGCAUUUUCACUUACAGCUGAUGAAAAGCUGGAAGAUUUUGAUGAUGCGGAAAAUAGGCCAGCUCUAAUUGCUGAGCAGAUGGACGAGGCUAGUGUGCAUCAGCUGAAUCUGAUAGGCAUCAGAAGCUCAACUGCAGGAUGGUUUGUAUCAGAAGGGGAGUCGGUUCUUCUAGCUCAUGAUGAUGGAUCCUGCUCAUUUUACGAUAUAACUAAUUCUGAGGAAAAGGCAGUUUACAAGCCUCCAGCAGAAGUCUCCCUUAAUAUGUGGAGAGAUUGUUGGAUAAUUCGAGCACCAAACUCAGAUGGUUGUUCAGACAAAUAUGUGGUGGCUGCAUCCGCAGGGAACUCGCUUGAUGCAGGUUUCUGUUCAUGGGAUUUCUACACAAAAACUGUCCGGGCUUUCCACAUCGAGGAUCACGGAGUAACGACCGCUGCAAGAACCAUACUUGGUCCAUUACCCAAUACUACUGGUCUCAGAAGGAAUGCAUUGUCGUCUAGUACUGUGGGGGUAUCAGAGAGAAGUCGGCAAUGGUGGUACAGACCCUGUGGACAUCUUAUCGCCUCUUCUGCCAGCACUCAAAGCGUGGUCAAAGUAUUUGAUAUCCGAGAUGGGGAGCAGAUGAUGAAAUGGGAAUCCCAGACGCCUGUGAUGGGGAUGGAUUAUUCAAGCCCGGUGCAGUGGAGAAACAGAGGGAAAGUCAUUGUAGCUGAAUCUGAAUCAGUUUCUGUAUGGGAUGUAAACUCUCGUAGUCCACAGUCACUCUCGACCAUCCAAUUGUCUGGUAGAAAAGUCACAGCUCUUAGUGUGGUAAACACUGAUGCUGAACUUGGUGGAGGAGUUAGGCAAAGGGUCACGUCUGCUGAAGCUGAAGGGAACGAUGGUGUGUUCUGCACAACGGAUGCCAUCAAUGUCAUGGACCUUCGCAACCCAUCCGGCAUUGGUCUCAAAAUACCCAAAAUGGGAGUCAAUGCAGAGUCGGUGUUCACCCGUGGAGACUCCAUUUUUAUCGGAUGCACUAGCACGAGGUCACUGGCAGGGAAGCGACAGCCUUGUUCGCAAGUGCAGCACUACUCUCUGCGCAAGCAGAGGUUAGCCAGCAGCUAUUCUCUGCCAGAAUCAGAAACCCACUCUCACCAUGCUGCCAUUACUCAGGUUUGGGGGAACUCGAAUUAUGUGAUGGCAGUUUCUGGACUUGGUCUCUUCGUGUUUGAUGCCUCUAGAGAUGAUGAGACACUCUCAGCUGCAGCUGAUUGUGGGAUCGGGCAGAAGGUCAAUGAGGUUAUUGGCCCGGAUGACUUGUAUGCUCCUACUUUUGAUUACUUGGGUUCCCGUGUUCUUCUGAUAUCAAGAGAUCGCCCAGCCCUUUGGCGGUACAUGCUAUAGUGACUAUAGUGGGGAUGAACAGAUAGAUGUUUGUAAGGGCAAUUUCUAGUGUAGGGAUUUCAGUAUCUGGUUCUGCAGAAGUGGGAAAUGCUGUUCUCAUGUGAACCCAUCUACUUGGUUUGUUCAUUUUAUGUCAUCUAUUGGGCAAUUUCUAGUGUAGGGAUUUCAGUAUCUGGUUCUGCAGAAGUGGGAAAUGCUGUUCUCAUGUGAACCCUCUACUUGGUUUGUUCAUGUUCUGUCAUCUGUUGUGGCAGUAAUUGUUGUAAAACAGAAUAAUUGUCUUUACUUCCUUAUGGCUGCUUGAGUUAAGAGAGAAG